AUGCGCUCGGCGCUCGGCGCAGGUCUCAUCAGUUCAGAGGACAAAGUCCAGUGCAGGCUGUGUCCGGCGGGUUUCUCCUGCCAGCCAGACACUGGCAGUCUCUCUCUGUGCCCUCCUGGCAAACACUCCCCUGAAGGAAUCCUUCAGUGUCUCACCUGCCCCGUCGACUCGGUCUGCACCUCUGGAUUUGCCCACAAGUGUGGUCCUGGUAAGGAGCCCAACUCAGACCAAACUGUUUGUCAGGACUGUGGCCCGGGCUUCUACUCUUCUGGUUGCAGUGUUCAGUGUCUUCCGUGUCCAGCAGGAGGUUACUGUCCACAGAAUGGCAUGUCAGAGCCAGUCUUGUGUCCUCCAGGCUGGACGUCCUCACCUGGCCAGACGUACUGCACCGGCUGUAAUGACUCUUCAGUGCAGUGUGGCGGAGCGUCCACUCCCCGCUGGAGCCUCCCAGGCCGAAGGUCCAGUCCUGUGUUGUGCAGAGCGGGUACAUACAGACCCUGGUCAGCAGGGGAAGAGUCGGCCUGCGCCAUUUGCCCAGUCGGUCACUAUUGUGUGGGCGGAAUCACUGUCCCUUGUCCUGCAGGGACUUACGGCGCUCAGGAAGGUCUGCAGAAGCUGACUGACUGUACCAUAUGUCCUGCAGGGUUUUAUUGUCUGGAGAGCAGCUCGGAGAAACCUGGCUCCCAGUUCUUGUGUCCUCUGGGCUCCUAUUGUGAGGAGGGCACAGCCACCAUGCACGGGUCACCUUGUCCUCCUGGUACAGCUGGGGAGCAACUGGGUCAGACAAGUAGAGCAUCCUGCAGGCGUUGCAGAGAAGGACGCUUCUGUCCUGCAGGCUCUACAGGCCCAGGCCUGCCCUGUGCCCGGGGGAGAUACUGUCCUGCUGGAACAACAGAGGAAGUGACAUGUCCACAAGGGACGUUCACCCCUCACCAGGGAGCAAUAGUUGCUUCAAAGAUCUAUUAG
Messenger RNA from Synchiropus splendidus (mandarinfish), 966 nucleotides. Its product is annotated as multiple epidermal growth factor-like domains protein 10. NCBI's taxonomy places the organism in Eukaryota, Metazoa, Chordata, Actinopteri, Syngnathiformes, Callionymidae. The record is from RefSeq and is a predicted model, not a curated record. Bases 1 to 966 code for a protein of 321 amino acids. The transcript has 8 exons.